AUGGCCGCCAUCGCUCUGAUGAGCCUCAUGCAGAGGACCGACCCCUUGGCAAAUGAGCUGGACCGUCGGUUGACCAGCGAUAUCACUUUGGAUAUCAACCCGCUCCCCAGGGCCCAACGGCAGGGCCUUAUUGCCGUCUCCGCCUUCUCUCCUCUCAUCACCUACCGAUUACUCUUCUGGAGAGGAAAUUACCAAAGAUACAUCGGUUACAACCAGUAUAUUGUCCUGAUUUACAAUCUGAUUCUCGCGGAUUUCCAACAAUCCCUGGCCUUCCUGAUUUGCCUCAAAUGGAUCGCCACCGACAAGAUCUCAUCUGGCACUGCCGGAUGCUUCCUGCAGGGUCUUUGGCUUCAGAUUGGUGAUCCCGGAUCCGGUCUGUUUGUGCUUGCUAUCGCCUUCCACACUUUCCUGCUUGUCGUCUGGGGCAAGAAAUUGUCUCACAGAACCUUCUGCUGGUUUGUCAUCGGUGUUUGGGCCUUCAUUGCCCUCAUGGUGAUCAUUCCUCUGGGCAUGUACGGAGCCGACGUCUUCAUUCCCUCGGGCGCCUGGUGCUGGAUCAGCGAGGAGUAUGAGACUGUUCGUCUGUGGACUCAUUAUAUCUGGAUUUUCCUUGCUGAAUUCGGAACUGUAUGCCUGUACGCCAUCAUGUACUUCCAACUUCGUCGACAGAUUGCCGCCUCAGCUAUUCUCGGAAACAGCCAGCUGGAGAGUCUGAAGCGAUUGCGACGAGUGGUCGGAUACAUGACUAUCUAUCCCAUCGUUUACAUCGUCCUAUCACUGCCACUUGCUGCUGGUCGUAUGGCUACAGCUAACAGCAGUACUCCUCCCAUCACAUUCUUCUGCUGCGCCGGUGCUAUCAUGACCAGCUCCGGACUUGUCGAUGUGACUCUCUACACCCUUACCCGUCGCGCUCUCAUUGUCGACUCCGAGCCCAGCCACGAUCGCUCCUACAACAAGUUCGCCAGCAGCAAAGGACGCGACAACCACCUCACAACCAUCACCGCCGAUCCCGCCAAUCGCAAGAUGGGCCUCAGCCACGAGACCAUCGUUGAGCGGGAGGGCUCGACCGACAACAUCGUGCAGCCGGGUGUCGAAAUGCACCCAAUGGGCAAGGUGUACCAGGAGACAACUAUCGAGAUUACAACCGAACCGGCAUAUGCCGGCGAAGGCUCCAGCGAGCGCUCGAGCAAAGACGACUUCCAGAAGGACGAGUUCAAUGAAGGUCCAUCGCGAACGAUGUGGCGACGAUGA
Molecule: messenger RNA, 1251 nt
Organism: Penicillium maclennaniae
Lineage: Eukaryota; Fungi; Ascomycota; Eurotiomycetes; Eurotiales; Aspergillaceae
Gene: gprC
Product: protein gprC
Exons: 4
Coding region: 1-1251 (416 amino acids)
Biological process (GO): adenylate cyclase-activating G protein-coupled receptor signaling pathway
Cellular component (GO): plasma membrane
Molecular function (GO): G protein-coupled receptor activity
Source: RefSeq, a predicted model, not a curated record